This is a messenger RNA of Osmia lignaria (orchard mason bee), 2999 nucleotides long. It is a transcript of the gene AMPdeam, whose product is annotated as AMP deaminase. The record is from RefSeq and is a predicted model, not a curated record. Gene Ontology annotation, cellular component: cytosol. Gene Ontology annotation, molecular function: AMP deaminase activity. Gene Ontology annotation, biological process: AMP metabolic process; IMP salvage. Lineage: Eukaryota; Metazoa; Arthropoda; Insecta; Hymenoptera; Megachilidae.
UGUGAACGAUUACAUUUUCCUUCUUAUUUCUUUAAUAAUUUUAUGACAAUCGUGUAUAUAAUUUACUAUUGAAGUACGACGUAGUGAUUGUAUUGGAUCUGUAGGAAAAGUGAUUAAAAGGCAUAUUGAAUGCUCUUGGAAAUCUAUACAUACCUUCAUUUGAACCUUAAAUAGUGAAAAACAGUGAUCUUUAUCAGUGAUCGUUUCGUUCAGUGUUUACAUUUUAGCGAUAUUCCCAAAUGUUUUACUGAAAGUGAGAAUUUUUUUUCCAACUCGUAAUAGUGUUUUUCAUCAGCCCCAUCUAGACUGCAACAUAUUAUAAACUUUACCGAAUUUGACCGAGACCAGUUUUACAAGUAUAACGUGUGCGGGUCUUUUACAUCAAUCGAAUACACUGACAAUCCUAUGUCGAAAUAAAGGCGAAGUGGAAGAUUACUGUAGAAAAAAAAAUUAAACUAUACGUAUUUGUAGAAACAUGGAAGAUCUGGUAGGGGUAAAUGGUGUGAACGAAAUAAAUGGUGGAACCGAUAGAAUUUGCUACGAAUUAGGAGAAGGUGAUGCUGACAGUUCAACAACAACGCACGAUGUCGAACACCAGCGCGAUCGAAGUGAAAGCCCAGUUUUUGGAUUAGAAGGUAGUGGAGUAGCUACAGGUGGAACCUCCCUCAGACUAACAUCUCACGAAUUACCUAAUGAGAUUUCAGCUCCUUACGAAGUUCCACAAUUUCCAAUUGAACAAAUUGAAAAGAAGCUCUUAAUCCAAAGACAGUUGACCGUCAAAGCUGCCAAAGAUUUAGAGGAACGUCGUAGCCAUUAUGAACCUUCGCUUGGACCCGGUGUACCAGAUGAAAUUGAUCAUCUUCUUAACUUCGAUGACAAUGAUUUGGUACCACAUUUUCAGAGGGUCUCCAUAUCGGGAGAAGAUACUUCUGGGGUUCCCUUGGAGGACCUCCAGCGAGCAUCUCGGAUGUUGGUUCAAGCAUUGGCAAUACGGGAAAAAUACAUGAACAAUUCUAAGCAAAUUUUUCCUUCUAUAACAUCACGAUUCCUACGUAGUGUUGACAAAAGGCCAGUGAAUAGCGAUGAUGAAGUUCAACAUGACGAUCGUAAAGCUAUUGCAGAUCAUCCUGUGCACGCGCCAGCAUCACGAGGAGAUCCCUGGGAAUGCGUAUUUCCUGUGACAAAAAAUUACAAAAUUUCACCCGUUAAUGGUGUUUUUAAUGUAUACGCUAACGAAGAAGACUUAGCUAAUGGAAAGCCUAUUCCUUACUCGUAUCCUGAUUUAGCAACUUUUGUUAGAGAUAUGAAUAUUCUCUGUACAAUGAUCGCUGACGGCCCGUUAAAAUCGUUUUGCUACAGAAGGUUGAGUUAUCUCUCAUCUAAAUUUCAAUUACACGUACUGUUAAACGAACUUAGAGAACUUGCCAGUCAAAAAGCAGUUCCCCACAGAGACUUCUAUAAUAUCAGAAAGGUUGAUACUCACAUUCAUGCAGCAUCUUGUAUGAAUCAAAAACAUUUACUAAGGUUUAUCAAGAAAACUUUAAAAAAUCAUGCAGACGAAGUUGUUACGUGCUCAAAAAGUGGAGAAACGAUGACUCUUCAAGAAGUGUUUCAGUCUAUGAAUUUAACGACUUACGAUCUCAGUGUGGAUAUGUUAGAUGUACACGCAGAUAGAAAUACGUUCCAUAGAUUUGAUAAAUUUAAUGCCAAGUACAAUCCAAUUGGUGAGAGCAGACUUCGUGAAGUAUUUUUGAAAACUGACAAUUAUUUGAAUGGUAAAUUUUUUGCAAGAAUAAUUAAAGAAGUUGCCAGUGACCUGGAGGAAUCAAAGUACCAAAAUGCGGAACUACGUCUCUCAAUUUACGGUAAAAAUCCAGAAGAAUGGGAUAAAUUAGCAAAAUGGGCUAUUGAAAGUAAUGUUUAUUCAGACAACGUGCGUUGGCUCAUUCAGAUACCUCGACUUUAUGAUAUUUUCAAAUUGAACAAGCUGAUGACAAACUUCCAAGAAAUAUUGAAUAAUAUCUUUUUACCUCUGUUUGAAGUGACAAAUGACCCCAAUUCUCAUCCAGAAUUACAUAAAUUUCUUCAAUAUGUAAUAGGAUUUGAUUCGGUUGACGAUGAAAGUAAACCUGAAAAUCCCUUAUUUGACAAAGAUGUUUGUCCCCCUGCAGAAUGGUUCGAUAUUGAAAAUCCUCCAUACGGAUAUUAUCAAUACUAUACUUAUGCUAAUAUGACUGUUUUGAACCAUUUCAGAGCAGAACAAGGUUUAAACACGUUUGUUCUUAGACCUCAUUGUGGUGAAGCUGGUCCCAUUCAGCACCUUGUGUGUGGUUAUAUGAUGGCAGAAAACAUUUCUCAUGGUCUUUUACUUCGAAAAGUUCCAGUACUACAAUAUUUAUAUUAUUUAGCACAAAUUGGGAUUGCAAUGUCACCCCUCAGUAAUAAUUCUCUAUUUUUAAAUUAUCAUCGUAAUCCACUUCCAGAAUAUUUAGCAAGAGGAUUGUGUAUAAGUCUCUCUACAGAUGACCCUCUUCAAUUUCACUUUACUAAAGAACCUUUAAUGGAAGAAUAUAGCAUUGCUGCACAGGUGUGGAAACUCAGUUCAUGCGAUAUGUGUGAAUUAGCACGUAAUUCAGUACUGAUGAGCGGUUUUCCACAUAAGAGUAAGCAGUACUGGCUAGGGCCAAAUUAUACUAAGGAAGGGGUAGCUGGUAAUGAUAUUACUCGAACAAAUGUACCAGAUAUUCGAGUAGCUUAUAGAUAUGAAACCCUAGUUGACGAAUUAUCAAAUAUUUUUAAAGUUGUUGAAAAACCCGAAGCUGUUCCAUUUUAAUUGUUAGUGAUAGUACAAAAAACUCUUAAAAUAUAAUAAUCAUUCUAUUAUUGCUAAUAAUAUUCAUAACAUUUUAUGAAAUUUCGACGAAAACUAUUUGUCAUUCAAAUUCUAUAACCUAAAUAAUUAAAAAAUUUAUUAUGUUAGAAAUCACUGUCAACUUCCA